AUGGCCUCUCCAUUCUACAAUUACACCAUCGCCACUUUCACCAGGGGUCUCAAAACCAUCGCUGCCAUCCUCAAAAAAGCUGAAGAGUUCGCGAAAGAAAACAACAUCCCGCUCGAUGACCUUCUCAAUGCCCGCCUUGUCGAGGAUAUGAAGCCGCUCUCCUUCCAAGUUGUGACCGCAACAAGCAUCGUCUCCAAGACCAUCGCCCGCGCAGCUUUCGUCGAUCCUCUGCCACAGGAAGAACCCGACGAGACCUACGAAGAUCUUUACAAGCGUCUUGAUAGGGCACUCGCGGAGGUCGAAAAGGUCGAUCCGGCUAAGACCGCUCUGAAGGAAGGGCAAACCUUCAAGGCUCCAGUUGGGAAGAAAGAGUUCGACUUUACGAUAGAGGAUUAUUCGGUGCGAUUUGCGAUCCCCAAUUUUUACUUCCAUGUUGUGACGGUGUAUGAAAUUUUGAGGGUGAAAGGUGUCCAGAUAGGGAAGGUGGAUUAUCUAUCGGAAUUUAUGGCCUAA
Molecule: messenger RNA, 513 nt
Organism: Penicillium robsamsonii
Lineage: Eukaryota; Fungi; Ascomycota; Eurotiomycetes; Eurotiales; Aspergillaceae
Product: DUF1993 domain-containing protein
Exons: 1
Coding region: 1-513 (170 amino acids)
Source: RefSeq, a predicted model, not a curated record